CACAGACGGGGAGUAAACGAUCGUCUGGUGUGACUGAACUUCAGAAAAGACUAGCCCGUGUGAAGGAGGAAGCCGCCAAGGUCAAGGCUAAGGAGAAGACCAUGACACGUGCCGAGUUGCGAGAAAAGCUGAUCAAGUCUGGACAGCUGUCCUCUCUCCAACAACACAUGAAGGCUGUUCAGCAAACCGCAGAAAAACUUAGAGCCGACAAGUCCAAACAGGUGCAGGCAAGCUCAAGCAAGGAAACAACUGAAGAAAGCAGUGAUCACCAGGUGGCGCCGGCCUAUGAGAGACACCACCACCUUGCCACUCCCGUCCCGCCCCCGCCGGCUUCCCUCGGCCUGCCGUACCAGUACAGGCUGCUGGGGGAGAUGUUCCGCAGUAUGGACACAGUGGUCAGUAUACUGCAUAACAGGGAGGAGCUGGCCACCUUCCAGAAGCUGAAGAACGCAGUACAGGAGAUGUGCCGCAAGAAGUUUGAGAAACACCACAUGGGCCAAAUAAAGACCGUGUUCCCGUCAGCCUAUGUCUUCCGCCAAGAGAAAGUCAGCCAGUUCUGUCGGAACCAAGGAGAGAAGAAGACUCAGUAUCAGCUCACUGUGCAGGCCAACCUGGACGGACAGCCCAGCACAGAAUCAAGAGCCUCGGGAAAGCCUGCUCCCCGGGCUAGGGUGUCUUUCUCAUCCUCACAGUUGAUAAACCGCAGGUACAUCUUCCAGACUAAUCUGGUCAACAUUGUGAAGGAACACCACAGGAGGUUUAUCCAGAACCUAGCCCCCUCCCCGUCCGUGUCGGACACUGCGCUGACCAAGUGGCACCCCAAGUUCCCGCUGGACACCGUACCGGACAUCGAGCCAUCACCGCUGCCUCGGCCACCUGAUGUCCAGAAGUACGCCACCGCUCAAGACGUCCUGGACCAGGCCAGGGGGAAAAUCCUACCGAGGGUGCAGAAGGCUCUAGAGAAGGUUGCACAGCUCUCACCCAAGGAGACAGAGAAGCCCAAACCCAACACUACAUCUGCUGAUGGCUCCACCUCUGGGAACAAGGGUGCCAAACUCAGUCUACUGGAGAGGAUCCGUGCUAAGGAGGCUGCCAAGGCUGAGAAGUACAUGACCAGAGAUGCCGACCAGGACAGGAGAACGGCCAUGAUUGGACGUCUGCCCGACCUGGCGCGAAUCUUGAGGACGUUCUUCGUGACGGAGAAGAAGCCGGCGGUCCCCAUCGAGUCCGCCGUCAAGAAGAUGUCGGAGAGCUACCGAUCAGUCCUGUCAUCAAGUGAGUCGGAGGCCCACCUGAAACUGCUGACAGAGCUGGCUCCUGAUUGGCUGUCGGUUGUGAAGAUCAGUAAAGGUACUUUUCUGAAGAUGGACAGAAACCAAGACAUCAACAUCAUCGUGGACAAACUCAACAAGGCACUCAAGGACAGCAUGUAGUGUACUUAGACUUCAUCUAUGUUUAAAGUUAAAACUUUUGGUCCAACACAAAAAAUUCUCUCACCUAGAGCUUUCAACCAGUCA
Messenger RNA from Branchiostoma belcheri (Belcher's lancelet), 1517 nucleotides. RefSeq names its product DNA replication factor Cdt1-like. Gene Ontology annotation, biological process: DNA replication checkpoint signaling; mitotic cell cycle; regulation of DNA-templated DNA replication initiation. Gene Ontology annotation, cellular component: nucleus. The transcript is spliced from 8 exons. The coding region runs from base 102 to 1433 and encodes 443 amino acids. Lineage: Eukaryota; Metazoa; Chordata; Leptocardii; Amphioxiformes; Branchiostomatidae. Gene Ontology annotation, molecular function: DNA polymerase binding; DNA binding. The record is from RefSeq and is a predicted model, not a curated record.